AUGCCGCCUAGGAAGUCAAUGGGACGGCCGAGAGGCGCAACUCCUGCUAGGGCAACGAGAGUCAGCACAGGCGCAGAUGUUGACACUCCUCCAAGCAGAAGAACCACGCGCCAAGCCACCCAGAAGGCUGCAUCUCAGAGCGGCGAGACACCAUCACCAAACAAUCCACACCUACCAGAUGUCCAGACUCGACAGUCAUAUGCCUACGGCGCCAAUGCAGGGCCUACCUUGCCCGAUACACUGGCUACCGAGAACAAGUACUCGAUCGAUGCAAUGGCGGGCCACAUCGAGGAAGUUGUCGACGAAGAAGAGCCUGAGCCCGUCGAGGAGCCUCGAGACGACGACGAAGAAGGCUCACAUCGAUCACAACUUUCUGACAUUGUCGAAGAAGAGAACGAUGAUGCGCAUGAGACUUCAUCGCAACCUUCGGCAUUCCCGAGUGAUAUCAUGGAUCACAGUUACAACUACGAGCGAGGUGUUCGGCGGUUACGACCGACCUUGGUUCAGCCCCCCGCUGCCCCUCGUCGGUCACCGGUCAAGCAGAUCUCACAGACUGCUCAAUCGGCCAGAGAUACUGCAUCACGGGUCACUGAUACUCUGAGCAAACGGUCGGGUCAGGCUGCCACUCAGAUAAGCGGUGCUGUCGCUGCCGCCUUCCACUGGGUCGCCGAUGUCGUAAAGGGCGCAUGCGAAUCGAUCUCAAAGCUGCCACUCUCAUCGCUCGGUGCCGGCCUCACCGCUGUGCUAGGCGUGCUCCUGGCUUUGGGUAUGUUGGGUAGCACAGUCUGCUUUUUCUAUACUCGAAUCGGCUGCAGUAUGAUUCCGACGACAGGUUUCGGCCACAAUGUCCACACUGGCUUUCACGCGAUUUGCGGCGACUGCCAGAUACCAAGAACUACCAUCGAUCUGACGAACAUAACUUCGGACGAUAUUCACAAGGUCUCAUCUACACUCUCUAACAUCAACAAGCAGAUCCAGGAUCUCGAACGGCGAUUAUCAUAUCGUAUUGACAGCAAGUACGGUACACUCGAAUCUGACCUCGUCCUGCUGAAACAGCAGCAAACUGCUCUGAGCAACCACCUCGCCGAUCACGUCGACCAACAGUCGGGUCCAUCGAGCGGCAAUGUUGCUUCUCCGCUCAUACCCAAGAUCAACUUCUUCGCCCCAAGUAAUGGCGCUGUAGUCGACCCGACCAGGUCCACACCCACCAAAGAAAAGCAGCCGUCCUUCUUCAUGCGCGCCCUCAAGCGCGGGCUCGGCAUGACUAAAUACCAGGCCCACCCGCCAUCUACAGCAGUCAUUGCCUGGCACGAUGUCGGUGACUGCUGGUGUGCAGCCAAAACAGUACCCGGCCAAGAUUUCAUUCGUCUCGCCAUCGACACCAAGGAGAUGAUCUACCCCACUGAGCUGGUGAUCGAGCAUUUCCCUGCCUCGGGCAAUCUGGACCGCGGCAGCACGCCACGCAAGAUCGAGCUGUGGGCCGACUUCUCGCAUUUCAGUGACGAAGAGUGGAAGCAGCUGCAGCUCGUUGAUAUGCAGGAGGGUAAUGUACUCGGCGGGCAGUACGCGCGGUUGGGAAACAUGAAAUAUGACGCUACAGGACGGACAAGCCACAUCCAAUCAGGGAUCUUGAACGUAAAUCAGUACGGGCUGGUGCAUUACGCGAAGGGCUUUGUAUUGCGGGUCACGGGCAAUUACGGCGGGGAAAAUGUCUGCCUGUACAGAGUGAGGCUGCAUGGGCAGCCGCUUGCAGCACCCCUAGCGGGUGCGGCGGAUGAGUGGUACGACCAACAGGGCUAUGAGGCCGAGGACGGUUAG
Molecule: messenger RNA, 1818 nt
Organism: Cyphellophora europaea CBS 101466
Lineage: Eukaryota; Fungi; Ascomycota; Eurotiomycetes; Chaetothyriales; Cyphellophoraceae
Exons: 1
Coding region: 1-1818 (605 amino acids)
Biological process (GO): nuclear envelope organization
Cellular component (GO): nuclear envelope; meiotic nuclear membrane microtubule tethering complex
Molecular function (GO): protein-membrane adaptor activity
Source: RefSeq, a predicted model, not a curated record